Zonotrichia leucophrys gambelii is the source of this 2617-nucleotide messenger RNA. RefSeq names its product tryptophan 2,3-dioxygenase (gene TDO2). Lineage: Eukaryota; Metazoa; Chordata; Aves; Passeriformes; Passerellidae. Gene Ontology annotation, molecular function: heme binding; metal ion binding; L-tryptophan 2,3-dioxygenase activity. The transcript has 17 exons. The record is from RefSeq and is a predicted model, not a curated record. Bases 748 to 1968 code for a protein of 406 amino acids.
AGGAUGGCCAUGAGCAACAUGAACAAGAUGUGAUGCUAACCCUGGAUCUGCAGCAGUACCCUCACCAUACAGAAUUUAUCAUUAAUAACCCUGUCAUGUUUCAACGUUGCACAACUAAUUAAUAUGGUUUGUCAGGAGCUCCUUUGAAAUAUUUCCCCAGCUGAUACCUCAUUAACCAGAGGGAAACAAUCUGACUUCAGCUACUCUGAGAAAUUCUCUAAGAAGUGCUGAGGAAUCAACUGUGCAAGAGGAGCUUUGUGAACAGCAGCCUAAGUGCUUCAGAAGAGAACAGGAGGCAGUAACAAGCACCACUCCCAGCCCCUGGGCAAAGCCCUUACCUUCAGCUGGCGGAUUGCGACCUGCGCGUGCGUCCCCACUGGCGUCAGCAGACCCAACCCAUCAAAGCGCGGCAGCUCUUGGGAACAGAGGGAGAAGUACAUUCCUACAUUCCUACAUCUCUGCAUCUGCGGCCUAUAGACUGCAACAAGAGAUCACAGGUCCAUUAUUGCGACUUUUGGACAAGAUGACAAAUAACAAAGCUGUUGGUAAAGUACUCUAAUAUACCUAGUUACAUACCUUUGGCAUCCCAUUGAAUGAAUCUCCUGAGCUGGUCCAUGAGGCCGUGCUGAUUUCAGUAAGGAAAGGAUGGAUAAGAAGCUGCCUUACCACUGUGAUCACUGCUAGGCAGCUGUGCUGUGGAGUAAACAGCAACACGAGCUGAGCCACGUGGAGGCAAGGGAGUAGCUUAUGGCUCCAGGUUUGUGCUUCACUGGACCUCACAGAUUUAAUUUUAGCAAGCUAUCUUUGGAAGAUGAAAAUAACGACAAAUCUCAAGAAGGCAUAAAUAAAGCCAGCAAAGGUGGGCUUAUCUAUGGAGAAUACCUACAACUGAACAAAAUAUUGAAUGCUCAAGAACUUGAGAGUGAGAAGAAAGGGAAAAAAAUCCAUGAUGAGCAUCUUUUCAUUGUGACACAUCAAGCAUAUGAACUUUGGUUUAAGCAGAUUUUGUGGGAAAUGGACUCUGUGCGAGUGAUCUUUCAAAAUGGUCAUGUAAGAGAUGAGAGAAACAUGCUGAAGGUUAUUACUCGAAUGAACAGAAUUUCACUGAUUCUGAAAUUACUUGUGGAACAGUUCUCAGUUUUGGAAACUAUGACUGCAUUAGACUUCUUUGAUUUCAGGUACUACCUAAGCCCAGCCUCAGGGUUUCAGAGCCUGCAGUUUCGCUUGCUGGAGAACAAGAUUGGAGUUCCCCAAAGCCUGAGAGUGCCUUAUAACAGAAGGCAUUACCGUGAUAACUUCAAGGGACAGGAUCAUGAACUGCUGCUUCAAUCAGAGCAAGAACCAACACUACUGCAACUUGUGGAGGCAUGGCUGGAAAGAACUCCGGGACUUGACUCAGAAGAAUUUGACUUCUGGGGACAAUUUGAAGAGAAUGUUUUAAAAGGCCUAGAAGAGGAAUUUGCCUUGAUACAGGCCAAAGCAGAAUCAGAAGAAAAAGAUGACUUACUGUCUGAAUUUCAAAAGCAGAGAGACAUAUUACUUUCAUUGUUUGAUGAAAAACGCCAUGAACAUCUGCUCAGUAAAGGGGAGAGGCGACUGUCCUACAAAGCACUGAAGGGGGCCUUGAUGAUCUACUUCUACAGGGAAGAGCCUCGUUUCCAGGUUCCAUUUCAGCUUCUUACCUCCCUUAUGGAUCUCGAUGUGCUCAUGACUAAAUGGAGAUAUAACCAUGUCUGCCUGGUGCACAGAAUGAUUGGUGGCAAGGCUGGCACUGGAGGCUCAUCAGGCUACCACUACUUGCGUUCCACAGUGAGUGACAGAUACAAGGUGUUUGUGGAUUUGUUCAAUCUUUCAACAUUUCUAGUGCCAAGACACUGGAUACCAAAGAUGAACCCAAGCAUUCAUAAAUUCCUUUACACAGCAGAAUACUGUGACAGCUCCUACUUCAGCAGUGAUGACUCUGACUAACCUGCCUUUCUAGGAUGUUGCUGUAAACAACCUCCUGACUUUCACCUUCAGUGGUGCUCCCAGCCAUUCCCACCAAGAUUGCGGGUGUGUAAAUAUGUAUUUAUGUAUGACAGCUUUGUGAAUAGUACAAUUGUCCUGUGGAAGAAAUUAAUUGCUUGUAGAAAAAAUAAAUCUGUAUUGAGAUAGCCUGUGUUAAGAGUAAAAUGAUACCCCAAUUCAACUCAGGGCAAAUUUAACUCUUGGCUGGCUUUUUAAAGCCUGCACCUAGAGAAAGGGAGAAAAGUACAUGCAGUUAUUAUGAUCAUGACUUAUUUGUACAUAUUUUUGUAUUUGCUUGUUUGCCUAAUGGCUGCCGCUAAUUUAUGACUACUUAAGGAUAUAAUCAAUCUCAUCACCUUCAGAAGAAUAUUCAUUUCUGAGCUCUGGUGCAAUUUCAAAAGGACUUUUGAGUUAAAAAGUUUCCAAAGCUAGAUUCAAAAAAGUAAGUCUUGAAUCUACAGAAACCAAACCAUCCCGAACUUAUAAUAUAUCAAGGAUCAUGCUGCUAUCUCUUUACAUGUGAAUGUAAAUCCCUUACACAGAAAUACUGUUAAAAAUAGCAGAUAUAAGAACUUACUUUGCAUUCCAAAUAAAGCAGUAUUAAAGCUCA